UAUGCGCUUAUCAUGGCUGGAGGGUAGAGGAGAACUGCAAAGCCAUUUUGUAUUCGAUGCGCGAUGGAGAAUUUUUAAAAAUUAAGUUGUCAGUGGAAUUUGUGUUUUGUCCGUACGCUUCGUAGUUUUUCACAUAAUUCUUGAACACCUACAGCCGUUCAUCACUGUCGCUCAAAUUUUUUAUCAUACGCACUCAUAUCGCUCACGUUCACGCGUCUAACCCACAAAAUGGCCUACAGAUCUAGCCGUGGUGGUUUUGUUAAUCCUAGAGGAAAUCGGGGAAACUCGUAUAAUUCAAAUUAUGGCAGCUCAAGAGGUAAUCGUGGUGGCAGCAGCUACAACGAUAACUAUAGAAGUCGAGGUGGUAGUUCAUAUCGAGGUUCUCGUGGAAGUAAUAGAGGAAAUGGAGGAUCUUGGUCAAGUAAUUCACCAUCAACUGGUGGCUAUAACAGCAUGAAUCGCAAUAGUGGAUCCAACUGGUCAUCACAAGGAGACUCAAAUUAUGAUUCCAGAAAUCGCUAUUCUGGUAAUAAUGAUCGAUAUUCAAGUGGUCAUAAUGAUGACUAUAGACGGUACAAAGAGGGUGGAAGAAGUCACAGAGACUCAGACAUGGGUGGAUAUUCAAGUUCCGGUGAUGAUUUUGGCCGUUAUAGUGGUGGUGGUAGCAGUUAUAUAGAAGACCGUAGUAGCAGAUCAUCCUAUGCUCCUGAUAAUAACUAUGGAGGAAGUAGCGGUUACAGAGGCCGUGAUAGUUCACGUGAUUAUGGUUCAGAUUUCCGUAAGCCACUGCCUCCAGAUGAUGAUCGCUCUUCACCACCAUCCCCUAGAUAUUCUGGCCCAUCUAAUAGAGGCAGGGGUACUAGAGGUUUUCGAGUUGCUGAUAGGCCUGGUAUGAGGGGUAGAUCUUCUGCCAGUGUAUCUUAUAGAGGAUCUUUUGGAGGCAGCGCAGGACUUAUCAAACGUAAACGACUUGAACCUACAUCUAAUUGGCGAACUAAUCCCAUUCGUAAAGGAUAUGAUAUAGCCAAUAGAAGGAUACAUACAGUCAAAAGAACUAGUAUGCGGGAUCAUGAUGAUUAUCGUGCAAGAAAAAUAGCUGAAUUCAGAGAAAAAACUCGGCAAUUACGUGAACGGGUUAGAUCUCCUUCAGUAGAUGAAGAAGAAGUAGAAGAGGAAGUAGAAGAAGAAGUAGAAGAAGAAGAAUCUGCUAAUGAUGAUGAUGCAGAUCAACCUGAAGAUGAAGAAGAUAAGAAAGAAGAAUCACCUAAAAAGAAAAGAAAAGUUGUGAAAAAAGUGGUAAAAAUUGUUAAAAAGAAAGUGAAAAAACCUAAAUUAAAUGGUGAUGUUUCCAAAUCUGACUCUGGAGAUAAAUCAUCUCCCCGAAAAACUGAAAACAAUUUGUUGGAUUCCAGAGGAGAACCAUUUAUAAAACUAUUAUGUCCUCACUGCGAAGUCACCUGCAAGACAUUUAGAGAAUAUGAAAUUCAUUUAUUGAAAAUACGUCAUCGUACAGCUAUGUCCCAGUUAGCUCGUAAACGGAAGCAUGAGUUAUUCAUGUUUCGUCAAGAUCAACGUAAAGAACAAAAAGAAAUUGAUGAUAAGGCUACUGAAGAAGAUCCAAAAACCGAUAUAAAUUACUGUAAAUUGUGCCAGCUAAACUUCAAACAACCCAAAAGUGAUCAUUUCAGUAGUACUUUGCACAAAAAAAUCAAACAAUUUUUACAACCAGCAUGUAAUAUUUGUCACUUGAUGUUUGCAUCACCAAUGCGUUAUGAACACCAUUUAUGCAGCACUAAUCAUUUAAAAAAAGUUGAUAUCUAUGAUCGCAGAACUAAACGAAUGGCUGCUGUUCCUAGUGCUGAUGAAGCAGAUGGUGAUGUUGACAUGGAAAAUUUCAUGGUUUUGGACUCUGUUGGUUCUGGAGAUGAUGAAGGAUCAGAAGAAGGUGAUACACAAGACAAUGAUGGAGAAAAAAAGAAGAAAAAUAAAUCCAAAAAAGAAAUAAGUCUGGGUAAAGAAUUUUGUAAAAAGGUUGAAGUAUACUACUGUGAGCUAUGCAAAUUCAAUUUACCCCCACAUGAUGAUGUUGAACAACAAUUGAGUCUCCAUUGCCGUAAUCGUGUACAUUUACAACGAUAUGUACAACAUUGUGAAAAAAACAAGUCUCGGGAUAAGGCAGCUGAAGAAAUCAUCAAAGAAGAUAAUGUCGAAGAAACAAAAUCUGAUAGUGACUCUUCCAACCAUAAAGGUAUUGAAAAUGAAGAUAAAAAUGAUGCUUCGGACAAUGGUGAUGAUUCAAGUGUAAAUGUUCAACAUGACGAUGAAGUAAAAAAUGAAUUUGAUUGGGCCAUUUUGGAUACAGUCAUAACUGGAAAUAGUAAAAAUAAUGAAAAACCUGAUGAUGAUGAUUCUGUAGUAAAAUUAGAAUCCGAAUAAUAUUUAAAGAUACAGAAGUAAAUGUUUAAUUGUUUGAAGAACAAUUAAUUAAUAUAAAUCAUUAUUCG
Molecule: messenger RNA, 2504 nt
Organism: Sipha flava (yellow sugarcane aphid)
Lineage: Eukaryota; Metazoa; Arthropoda; Insecta; Hemiptera; Aphididae
Exons: 13
Coding region: 229-2436 (735 amino acids)
Cellular component (GO): nucleus
Source: RefSeq, a predicted model, not a curated record